UUUGUGCCUGAAUUGUUUGUCUUUGAAGUGAAAGGUAUAGUUUUGCUGUAGCCUCAGCACCUGCCGCCACCAUGCAGGGCAACGGUGGAGUGUACGCGGUGAAGAAGAGGAGGAAGCCUCUUCAGAAAAAUGCAAAACCUCCACCGGUGAAGACCAAUCCGUCCAAACGCCACCGGGACCGUCUGAAUGUGGAGCUGGACCAUCUGACCAGCCUGCUGCCUUUCUCUGAGGAGGUCAGAGGGCGUCUGGACAAACUGUCAGUGCUCCGCCUCAGCGUGGGUUACCUGAAGGUGCAGAGCUACUUCCAUGCAACGCCAACUGCUAAUGUAAAGUCGGCUCCUGCAAAAGGCAAAAAUGGAGAGACUACGUCUCUGGAUGGAGUCGGUUUCUCAGAAGGAGAAUUCCUGCUUCAGGCUCUGAAUGGUUUUGUGUUGGUUGUGACGACUACUGGCGUCAUCUUCUAUGCAUCCCCGACUAUCCUGGACUUCCUGGGCUUCCAUCAGUCGGACGUCCUCCAUCAGAGAGUGUACAAUCUAGUUUACGUGGAUGACAGAGAGACGUUCAAAUGUCAGCUUCACUUUGCCCUCAACCCCGGUGAAGAUGGGCAGUCUGGAUGUAAAAGUUUGUGCAGCUCUCAGAGCUUCCUGCCUCAGUACCUCCCUCCUGAGAACUCCUCAUUUCUGGAAAGGAGCUUCUGCUGCCGCCUGCGAUGCCUCAAAGACAACACUUCUGGAUUCCUGGCUCUAAACUUCAAUGGACGCCUCAAGUACCUGAAAUUACAGGGAGGCACCGGUGCUGAUGGGAAUGCGGCUCCUCCUCAGCUUGCUCUGUUUGCCAUUGCCACACCUGUGCAGUCUCCGUCUGUCAUGGAGAUCCGCACCAAGACCAUCAUCUUCCAGACCAAACACAGAAUGGACUUUGCUCCUCUGGGCAUAGACACCAGAGGGAAACUUGUUUUAGGUUACACGGAGGUGGAAUUGGUCACAACAGGCUCGGGUUAUCAGUUCGUUCAUGCUGGUGACAUGAUGUACUGCGCUGACAACCACCUCAGGAUGAUGAAAACUGGAGACAGCGGCUUCACGUUCUUCAGGCUGCUGACUAAAACACGACAGUGGCUCUGGGUUCAAGCCUCUGCCAGGUUAGUCUUCAAGGACGGGAGACCAGACUUCAUCAUCGCACGCCAGAAAGCGCUCACAAAUGAAGAAGGAGAGGAACACCUGCGUCAGAGGCGACAGCAGCUUCCCUUCAACGUUGCCACCGGCGAAGGUGUUCUGUAUGAUUUUUCUUUGGAUGUUUUUUCCACCGAUGGUCCUUCUGGCUCCGACGCACCAGGCACCUCCGAGUCCACACCGGAGAAACCUCUGGACCCCGCCUCACUCUUGGGAUCCCUUCGCCGCCAGGACCACUCUGUUUACAUGCAGCCAGAGAGGCCCAGUCCCCAGCUCCCAGUCUUCUCCCAGACAGAGGACACUGAUUAUGAGCAAAUCCAACCGUCCUUGGAGCAGACGUUUCUGGACAGCCAUGCUCUGCUCAGUGUGCCCGGUGAGGGCCAGGCUCUGCAGAAGAGACUGAGCACAGUGGACCUCACAUCUGACGCCAUGAUUGAGUCUUUGGAGCAGAUUUUGGGAGAUUUUGGGGAUGGAGGGAUAGAGGGCGUUGAUGUGGAUGAGAUAGAGCUGAGGGACUGGGAGAACACCCUCAUCAGGAUGAAUAAAGAGAGAGAGGAUGCAGAGAGGGAACUGAAUCGCACCCUGGCCAAUGAUGUGUUCACAUACGUGGAGGAGGCUCUGCAGAGAGAGAGCAGUGGGUUUGUUAUUCAGCGAUCAGAUGUCGCUGGGUGUAACGUUUCUGGUAUGAUCAACAAUUUAUCCAUUCAAGGUGAAAAUCAUGGGUUUGUGGAUAAUGAGCCACAGUGGCAGCAAAUGAUGGACAUUAAUUCUACGCAGACUAGAUUUGGAAGAGAAGGAAAUAUUCUCGCUGAUGUUUUUAAUUCACCUGCACAGAAAGAUGCUUCAAAGAUUUCCCAUGGCACGAUAAGUUCACUAACACCCACUCAGUGUUUUAACACUCAACAGGGACACACCACUUCUUUGUGGCCUCCGAGGAGCAGCAGCAGCAGCAGCAGCAGCAAUCACAACUGCAGCAGUGACUUGAUUUCAACACAGUCGUGGCUUCCUGCCACACGGAACGCCAACAAUAUUCACAGCAGCUUUGAGAUGAUGGACCAGGGUGUGCCAUAUUCUCUAACCCACACUGGUGCACAGCAGACUUCGGUGGGCCCACAGCGUUCACAGCCACAGGGCCUUUCAGAGUGGCAACAUCAACAGCAGCAGCAGCAGCAGCAGCAGCAACAGCUGCCACCACAAACCUUUCACCAUUGCACUUUUUCACAUUCCAACACAGCGGUCAGCGUGAACUCAGCAGCUCACCCACACACACAGACAUUAUCUGGCAGCUGCAUGUAUGAAAACAGAGAUGGUCGCGUACAUCCUCGUCUGGGCCCCGCGUUCUCCAGUGGAGCCACGCGUUCUGCAGAGAACCCAGCGAACACGGCGGCCAUCACUCUGCCACAUCUGGACGUGACUGUUUCAGGCAGCCAACACGGGGCAGUGUCCAGUUCCAGCUCUCGCACAGUGAGUGGAAACAAUGCAAACGUAGGGAUAAACCUACCAGGAUAUUCCACUGCAAAUGGGUCGUUGCAGCCACCAUUCGUGUGUUGGAACAGUGAAGCUCAGACCUUGAAUGGUGGUGUCGACCCGUUUGCCUUCCCGGUCCGUCCUCCUGCGGGGAGCAUCAACCUUUCCAAAAACAUGGGACCAUUGUGACUUUUUUGCACUGAGCAUCAGUUCAGUUCAUCAGUGACUCAGUAAGAACCUUAGAGAUCGUUCCUACAUGGAUAGGAAAUCAGUGUAUUUUAAACUCGUCAAGACAUGUGGACCAUCUCAUUUCAAACUUAAAAAGAGAAAAAAAAGAACCUUACAGCAUUUUUCUGAUAUAGUGUCUCCAGUCAGCACCAGACAAUGUUUCUGGUUACACACGUGAUCAGUCUGUGGAUGGAAAAAGAUGCUCUGGUUUGUUUGUAUUACUAAAAAAAAAAAAGAAAUCAUCUUAGGUGGUGCUAAGCCAUUGAUGCAGUAACUGGGCGCUGUGUCCUCCAUUUUCACAGCAAACAAAACAAGGCAAUCAGAGAUGGCAGACUUCACUCCAUUCACACAACAAGCCUCUGUUGGUCAUAUUGGCAAGUGUGGAAACACAAACAGACAGACAGACAAACAAUACUUCACUCCCACAACGAGGGAGGGGGAGCCAAUCCCAGCUGACGGGGUGAAAGACGGAGGCGCAGCCUGGAAAGGUCACCUGUCCAUCACAGGGGCCAACAACAUAACACCACUGUGUUAUUUUUCCUGAUGGGCCAAAAGGGGCAUCCAGCGCCCUCUCCUAGAUCACACAGUACUUACUUCAAACAGUCUGAUUUUCUAGGCUGUACAUUUGGAAAUCCUACUGUUUUUUUAGGUUUGAGUUAGAACAUAUGUCCAUCCAUCCAUCCAUCCAUCCAUCCAUCCAUCCAUCCUGCUUAUCCUAUGAUUGGAAGCUGGUUACCUGAACCAGAAUUUAAACAAAAAAUCUUACUCUGAAGACCCUGGUUAUACGUCUUGGAAAGAGUGAGUUGGGUGGGCACAGACAGCGCAUGCGCAAACUGAAUUUCCGCCCCACUGGUAGGUGGAGUAUUACGCCCCGCUCACCAAGCAGAAAUAACAUUUCAACAACAGAAGAAGUAGUCGCCAAGGACAGUCAUCCAAGCCUCGACGUGUCCGAGGGAGCUGUAGCAUCGGUCUCUUCUUCUUUUGGAAGGAAUGUGUCCUAUUCCCGGCGUCCAGACUUGUACCGCCACUCGCUGGUGAAGUCAGACACUACAGGACCCUGACUCGCAGAGUACACCAGGGUCCGCAAUAUGUGAAAGUAUACCAGGGCCUUGAGGCAUCAGAAGCAGAGUCAUCCUUGCAAAGAAAACUACCAAAGUAAAAGACGUGUACCGGUUGUUUUUUCGGAUGAGUUUCUGUUUUUUUUUCUCCGAGCAAAUGGGAUUUUGAAUGUGGUAACAGACUACAAGUGAAAAUAGAAGCCUAACUAACGGUCCUAUAUCCACUAGAACAGUUUUUAAAAGAAGAUGGCCUUCAGGUGCUGACACACCUCUACUUGCAGCAGUUCUUACGCCAACUAUGUCUACUAGAGAUACACGUCUUUAUAAUACAAAUUACAUUUUGUACUAUUAUUUCCAGUGGCAACAACGUCAAGUGCUGUUAUUACUACACCAGAGUUUCUCAUGGCCACUACUGUUGUAGUUCUGUACACCUACGAAGCAGCAUGUAAGUGUGAUUUGAAAUGCACUUAAAAGAAAAAGAAGUUUACUUAUUUAUUCAAAAUAUUCACUAGUGCGGUGCUGUGACAUCAGAGCUCUGGGUUUGGAUUUUGACCCUCGUUGUGUUGUUCGGCUGAGUCUCUGACCCUUACGAUCUAAUGAGUAAGCGUUCUGGACAACAGUCGGAGAAACUAAAUGAAACAUGUGUUCAUUAUGUUUAUUUACAACCUAUUUGCUGAUGAAACAUACAUGUGUAUAUUUUUUUUAAACUCUAUAUCCUUAUGAAAGCAAAUGACUCUGUAAAUCAGGCUGUAUAGUUCUUUGGUGCAUUUCUUUACCAGAUCUUAAACACGUAAACAAGUGGUGACUAUUGGACGACAGCAGCUGUCAAUCACACUGGUGUCCAGUCCUCACUCUCUCAUCUCUUUUCCUCCAAAUGAAGAAGAGUUGAAACUAGCAUUUAAGACCAUUAACUCCACAGGGGAAUGUUUACUGACGUUAGAAAUCAAAUCAGACGUUAGAGCUCAUCUUUCUGUUAAACCAGAAAACCUCUGUUCAGUCUACGUUAAGCAUCCUUCAAACCUUCCUAUUGUACUUAAAGGUGCAGUGUGUCAAAAUUAGUGACAUCUAAUGGUGAGACUGCAUAAUUGCAAAAAGAAGCGCUUUACCAAGUGAGUCAGGGAACUACGGUGGCCUCCAUGUACCAGAAAGGACUGAAACACUCUUAUUUAACUCUCUCCGCUGUCUCUGCCAUUUCCUCCGUCUCCUUUUUUUUUGUUUUUUUGCAUAGCAACGUGCUUCAAGCUGCUGUAGAAACACGUACAUUAAAGGCUUAUUCAUAAACAAGAGCAAAAAAAUAAUUUCGAGCAAAUUAGGUAAAUUGAAAAGUACUAGUUUGCAUGUACCUAUGUAAGUAUAUGCAAAAAACAAAACUCUAAAACAUAGUUGUUGCUGGGUAUGACAGCAUUUUUGUGCAGAUUAUUGAUAAUAUUGUUAUUUAAUAUUCGUGGAAACAUAUUGAGCUUCUCAUGUUUGAUUCUCGAGCUGAGAAUUUCCACAGAAAUAAAAGAGGAAAAAAAUGCGUCUGAGCUUUCAGUCAGAUGUUACGGUCUUGUUUUCUCAGCUGUCAGAGAGAGAGAAGAGAAAAAAAACAACAUAAAACGUUAAUAAAAUUGCGAUUUUAUUACAGCGUUACAGAUGCUUCACAUGUGGAAUAUCUUAAAAUAUCAAAAACGUUUGUUGCACUAGUAAAAAAAACAUCAAAAACAGCUGCAUCACAAUUUUUCUCAUGAAACAUUCAGUAGUUUUUAAGGCACAGAUUAUAAUUCCUCAGCACUCAAAGAGUGAAUGGUUGUUCCAACAGGCUGUUAAAAAUGGCACUAACAGAUGUUUCAAUAAGAGGCAUCGUUUUUGAUAUAAUUUUUGUAAAAUUAAACAAUUAUUUUAAAAAAUAGGUAAGAAAGGUAAAAUGAGCUUUAACUUCAGCCUGCACUCUUCUCAGUUUACCACUGAGAUUUUUUAAUGGUUUUUUUUUGUCACAUAUCAAUCAAUGAAAUGUCAUCUCUUCACAUUAUAAUUUGGGACACGGGAGAAACGGCAGCUCGAGAAAAAGAAAAGAUCCAAAUAAUGCUGUAAAUGCUCUCACAUUGCAUCAUUCAGCUCUUUGAACAAAGGACUGUUCUGUGUCAUAUUCAUACGCUUUAGUUUUGCCUGUAGGAGAUGACUGCCGUGUCAUUCUGCGUCGGUAAUGUUACCCUCUGUAGCUGCUUUGUAUUCCGUGUGUACAAAAUAUAACCACUGGAGCCUCGUCUCGUUUUAUUUUCUUUCUUUUUUUUUUUUGCCAUUAAAGAUUUGUAACCCCCUCA
Molecule: messenger RNA, 6225 nt
Organism: Solea solea (common sole)
Lineage: Eukaryota; Metazoa; Chordata; Actinopteri; Pleuronectiformes; Soleidae
Product: aryl hydrocarbon receptor-like
Exons: 11
Coding region: 72-2825 (917 amino acids)
Biological process (GO): regulation of transcription by RNA polymerase II
Cellular component (GO): aryl hydrocarbon receptor complex; nucleus
Molecular function (GO): transcription cis-regulatory region binding; nuclear receptor activity; protein dimerization activity
Source: RefSeq, a predicted model, not a curated record